Molecule: messenger RNA, 3821 nt
Organism: Lytechinus variegatus (green sea urchin)
Lineage: Eukaryota; Metazoa; Echinodermata; Echinoidea; Temnopleuroida; Toxopneustidae
Gene: adi1
Product: 1,2-dihydroxy-3-keto-5-methylthiopentene dioxygenase-like
Exons: 4
Coding region: 97-648 (183 amino acids)
Molecular function (GO): acireductone dioxygenase [iron(II)-requiring] activity
Source: RefSeq, a predicted model, not a curated record
GCAAACAACUGUCUCGUCAUAGCUAGCUGAUCGAUCAGUGAAAAAAAAACGCCCAAAACUCUUGUAAAAACUACCGUUCCUGCCGUUAUAUACAUCAUGGGUGUUGAAGCAUGGUAUAUGGAUGAUAAUACUGAUGUUGAUCAGCGUGAAGAACAUCAUCGUAGUCCACCAGAAUACGUGAGCGAGGAAGAAAUCGCCAAACAUGGCAUUCUGUUCUGGACGGUAAAUCCAGAUGACUAUCAGAAUGAUGCAACAUACAACAAGGUCAGGAAGGAUCGUGGCUAUUCCUAUGAAGAUGAGAUCACCAUCACAAAAGAGGGGCUUCCCAAUUACGAAGAAAAGAUCAAGAUGUUCUUUGAAGAGCAUCUUCAUCUGGAUGAAGAAAUUCGAUUUUGCCUUGAUGGGAGCGGGUACUUUGACUUUCGAGACUACAAGGAGCGUUGGGUCCGCAUGAAGUUCACCAAGGGAACAUUCUUUGUUCUUCCAGCUGGCAUCUACCAUCGCUUCACCUUGGACACCAAUAAUUACGUGAAGGCGAAGCGUUUGUUUGUCGGUGAACCUGUUUGGACGCCUUACAACCGCCCGUCAGAUGAUAAACCCCAGAGAGCUGCCUACCUGGAAUCCAUCAAGGGCCUCGCUGAAGAUUGAUUCUUUGAAUGCGUACUCCUCGCUUUGAUCAUGAAAUUAACAAGGAUGUAAUAAUCGCAGGGUAAUAUUUGGUAAUUGUGUACUAAUUUUCACUUUUGUCUGACUUAUAUCAAGAAAUGUACUCUUCUUAAAGAUAUAUACCAGUUGUGGUAACAAUCUCAAAAUGAGUUUGAACAGAAUCCAAUGAAAUUACCACCAAAGUGUUUUAUGUAUAAAUCAAAGAUAUGUGCCAAGACACUCAGAAGAAAAUGCAAAAUUGCUGAGAAAUUAGCAAAAUAAGCACAGAUUUCGAUCAAAUGUCGGGUAUUAUUCGAAGCAAUAUUAAUACUCUCUCACAUUUGCUUUUCUUUGUUAGUGAUCACCAGAAUUAUCGAUUUUGAGCUAAGAUUUCAUGAUUUUACAAAGAUAAGUUUAAUACAUUUAUGUAACAGAUCUAGAUGUAUGAUAAUGACAAUCUUAAAUUAAAAGACUUUUCUCAUAAAAUAAUUGUUUGCUGCAACUACUGUGUUUUACCUUUAAGCUGGUGAAUUAAUGUUUGAAAUUAUUCCUUGUCAUUAAAUUACAUAUAGUCUUUCACUUAUCUAUCUGUUCUAGAUAUUAAAGGGGUGAAUUGAAUAUCUUGAAUAUUUCAGAAUAUUAAAAGAAGAAAUUUUCUUUUGCUUUGGACUGAAGGAGGCAUAUACAGAAUCUCUGCUGAACUUUUUAGAUAAAAUCAAAGUAAUGAAUUAUAUAAAAGGAAAAUUAGGCGAUGAAUAAAAGUUUACCUUACGUGCCUUAGAACACCCAGCGGGUAGGCCCCAUGGGUGACCAAACACAUCAGCAUACGAGUCUUAUGAGAUACAGAGUUCAUGCCUGCUUGAAGAAUCGUAAUGAUAUAAUGGUAACGUUGUUGUGACAAAUCAGAAUUUGUGAUGAGUCUGUACUGAGCACUUGGCUUAUAAUUAUAAAACUCUUACCAUUUGUGUCUGACCUAUUGCAUUUAUGAUUGAAUUACCAGCUGUGUCAUUAAUUUUGACUGUGAAUCCUUCGUAAUGUUGAAUACAAACUACUCUCGAAUUGAGUAUUCGGUUCGAUGGAAAAAGGCAUUUGAAUGAAAUAUUGUACAAAUUAAUAAGAGAAAAGGUCAAGUUUAUACCUACCCCUGUAUGUAAAAUAAACAAUACAUCAGAUCAAGAGAUGUUUUGGGAAAUUUAAGAGUACAUAUUAAAACAGCAUUGAAGCUGUCGAAUAUGCAUUCAGAAUCCAGCGCACAAAUGAUAUGAAGCAAUACAUUACAAUUACGAAGUAAAUAGUGGCUUGAAAAUAGCAGGCUCUGAUUUACUGGUGAAGUUAUACAUGUAUUUGAUGAUCAGGACUGAAGAUUUAACAUUCCUGAUUCCAUGUGUUCAUUGUGAAUUAUAUCAUUUUAUUUGCUAGGAGCAAGCAUUUUUCCAUUUGUUAUCUUUUAAAUCUUUUAAGAAAGGGGUGAUUUUGGAAGUCAAGAAUCUCAAAAUUUAUUUGGUCCAUAGUACUAAAACAUUGAAGUAUGAAGCAUUUGCGUAUGAUCUCAAAAUGACCAACUUCAGAGAUUCACUUGGUUGUUUUAAUAAUGAGUGUAGAAUGAUAACAUCCCUGAAAUAUUCUAUGUAUGGUGACUUUGUUUUUAGAUUAUUUAAACCAUCAUCAUGGUCGAUAGCCUGUGUGGUAGUAUAUUUAGAACAAACUGAGCAAAACAGUUUCGAUUGAUUGUAAUGCAAGUAUCAAUUGUAUUUCAAUCUUUCACUGUAUCUCAAUGUUUUAAAUGUGAAUUUAAGUCCUAGUUGUGGAUGAGAGUAUAAUGCAUCACUGCAAUGUCGGGUGGUGGGAGGGAUUUCUCACUCACAACCACAUGUAUUUAACUAUUGAACAUGAAUUAAAAUCUGUUAGGAAGCAAAUUUGUAUGAUAGUCAUGUGGAUGAAGUUAUUUUUAAAGCAGAUUCGUAAUUCAAUUCAUGUAGUUGAAUUCUUACAUAGGGUUGAAAAGUUUAAGUCCAAAGUUCAUUCUGUUAUAACCACCCCUGUAUUUGUAUCCAGUACCAUUAAGUAUCAUGUUUUCAUCAAGAAGAUUGCUUGUUCUAAAUAUAAUAAUCAAGAUACAUGUACUGAGUUUAGAAUUAGAGAUAUCAUUUUAUGUACUGGUAUUCAUUAUUGGGAAAAACGUAAGUUUUGCAUAUUUCAUAUUUUAUUGUUAUUGCCAUUGAAAAAAAGUUAUUGCAUUUAACUACAAUUUUAUUACAUUUUUGCAGACCUGUACCUUUAUCAUUUAGUUCAUUAUAUUCCUUGUACAAGGAGGUGAUGGUUUUUACAUAUUUUUAGCUCUUUAUCUAAACAAGCAUUAAUUGAUGUCAUUAUUUUAUUUAGGUAAAGUUCUUGUUUGAACAUGAAUAUUACUGUCUAUUCCAAAUUACUUCAGAAUUGUGACUAACAUCGCCCCAAUUCAUCUACAAACAUAUUUGAAAUAUUGCCAUUGAUCAUAUGGAAGAUAUGGUCAAUAUUUUAUAGUUUUAUUAUAAUUAUUUUCAUUUUAUUAUAAUUAUUUUCAUUUUACAAGUGUGAUGUAAUCCUGACUUCUGAAAUAAUGAACACAUGUUUGUAAUGAAGGAAAAAACCUCUCAGAAUUUGAAUUACAGGUGAAUAAGGUGUAUCUGCAGGGAAUUGUACAACUCAAUGUGAAAAAAAAUAUAUGAAAAAAUUGUUAUUUUAUAUCAACUAUUGUUAUUUUUAUGUAUUACAUUUUUUCCCAAUCAUGUUGAAGUAAAGAAAAGUGAAUUAAGAGUUUGAUGCAUUUAUUUUUAUUAUAUAUUUGUACAGAUAUUCUUGCCUUAUAGAUACACCAUGUUGAAAACUUGAGGUACAUUCUUUUAAAGAAAUUCAUAUACCCCUCUUAUGAUUAUGGGAUUAAAUUGAAAUGCCAAGAUAUGUAAUGACUUGAGACAACUGGCUGAAAGAUGAAGUUGAAUGCAUGGAUCAAACAUUUUAUAGUUAUUGUGGUAGAACAUUCACAAUAUAUGUUUUUUUUUAAAUAAAGACUAACAUGAGCUUGGUAUUAUAUUUACUGCCAUCAUCAAGUGAAAGCUAGUUUUUAAUGUCAGUUUUGACUAUUAUUGAACUUGUAAUUCAGGGAAAACAAAUAAAAUCAUUCAUCUGCAUUACAA